AUGGGGUGGUGGUGUGUCCCGACGGCCACCUUUGCCAUCUCCAUCCUGCAGCAGAUUGAGCUCGAUCUCAAAGCCACCCAGGCCCUGGUGCUGGCGCCCCACCCCCGGGAGCUCGCCCAGCAGAUCCAGAAGGUGGUGAUGGCGCUGGGCGAUUACAUGGGGGCCUCCUGCCACGCCUGCAUUGGCGGCACCAACGUUCGUGCCGAGGUGCAGAAGCUGCAGCUGGAAGCGCCGCACAUCAUCGUCGGCACGCCGGGCCGUGUCUUCGACAUGCUCAACCGCCGCUACCUCUCCCCCAAGUUCAUCAAGAUGUUUGUGCUGGACGAGGCUGACGAGAUGCUGAGUCGGGGCUUCAAGGACCAAAUCUACGACAUUUUCCAGAAGCUGAGCGGGAACACGCAGGUGGUGCUGCUGUCGGCCACGAUGCCCCUGGACGUGCUGGAGGUGACCAAGAAGUUCAUGCGGGAGCCGAUCCGCAUCCUGGUGAAGAAGGAGGAGCUGACGCUGGAGGGGAUCCGCCAGUUCUACAUCAACGUGGAGCGGGAGGAGUGGAAGCUGGACACACUGUGCGACCUGUACGAGACGCUGACCAUCACGCAGGCCGUCAUCUUCAUCAACACCCGCCGCAAGGUGGACUGGCUGACGGAGAAGAUGCACGCCCGCGACUUCACCGUCUCCGCCAUGCACGGUGACAUGGACCAGAAGGAACGCGACGUCAUCAUGAGGGAAUUCCGCUCCGGCUCCAGCCGUGUCCUCAUCACCACCGACCUGCUGGCACGCGGGAUCGACGUCCAGCAAGUGUCGCUCGUCAUCAACUACGACCUGCCCACCAACCGCGAGAACUACAUCCACCGGAUCGGGCGGGGCGGGCGGUUCGGGCGCAAGGGCGUGGCCAUCAACAUGGUGACGGAGGAGGACAAACGGACGCUGCGGGACAUAGAGACCUUCUACAACACGGCCAUUGAGGAGAUGCCGCUCAACGUCGCCGACCUCAUCUGAGGGGGGGUGCGGGGGGCGCGUGCCCCUCCCCCACCCACCCCCGCGGGCCCAUCCCCCUCC
This is a messenger RNA of Harpia harpyja (harpy eagle), 1059 nucleotides long. RefSeq names its product eukaryotic initiation factor 4A-I-like. NCBI's taxonomy places the organism in Eukaryota, Metazoa, Chordata, Aves, Accipitriformes, Accipitridae. Gene Ontology annotation, molecular function: RNA helicase activity; ATP binding; RNA binding. The record is from RefSeq and is a predicted model, not a curated record.